Molecule: messenger RNA, 6424 nt
Organism: Osmerus eperlanus (European smelt)
Lineage: Eukaryota; Metazoa; Chordata; Actinopteri; Osmeriformes; Osmeridae
Product: mucin-2
Exons: 5
Coding region: 160-5808 (1882 amino acids)
Source: RefSeq, a predicted model, not a curated record
AAGGGCCGACCGAAGAGCUCGAGGGUCAAGAAAUAAUGUACGAGACAGUGACACCUCGCUAUGAGGUUUUGGAAUUCCGAAGAUGUGUGUUAAAAUCCCUCACCACCCUUUUCCCGACUGGGUGUCAAGCCUCUUUGUUUAGUCGUGGAGGGUUAACGGAUGGAAACAGAACUGGCUCAGCCAGGUAAAAUGUCAACACGUGACGCGGUGGAUUCUAGAAUUCCAGGCGCGGACAGGGAGGAGACAGAAGCGCGAGAGGCUCCAGACCAAGGGAGAAACAGAACGGAGCAGAACUUCUGCACAAGGCGACGACAGGUUGUGAGUCAGAGUGGAGCGUCGGGGUGCCUUGUUCAGAAGGAGGAACGCCAUGGGAACCAGACCAGGACUGGCCAGGAAGUCGACCAGUCACAUGACAACUAUAGGAGAGGAAGAGAACUCACAGGUUUGACUGUUGGAUCAUCUGGUAGCCUCACACCCAGAGUGGGGCAGGGGGACGGACAUGGGCCAUCUGUGGUUCUGAACAGGAAACAGCUCCAGACCAGGUUCACCUCCUACAUCUCCUUAAGAUUUCCACCCAAACGCAGGAGGAAGUCCCACCUCAAAGAAAACACACCAGGAGAACUUAGGUGUUCUGUCCAAGACACAGCAGGUCCCAGGGGGGUCUCACAGCAGGUCAACAGAAGAAUCCCUCAUCCUGAGCUUUCUGUGGAACCAGUGAGCCACCUACUAUCAUUGGAAAAAACCUCCCACCCAGUCCAAGACGAUGUGGCCACGCCCCCAACAGGAAGUGGAUAUUUGACAUUAGACCAGAGACACACUCCUUGCCUUGCCUUCGGACAGCAGAGACAGACUACAGACAAUGGAACCACUGACACAGGCCCAGCAGCUGUAGAAGCACAGAGCCUUGAACCUCCCACCACAGACACACAGCAGCUCCAACCCACUGACACUCAGAGAUGUCAACCUACUGCCACAAAAAGUACUGUCAACUCAAUGACAUUGGGUGUCUCUUCUGAACUAACUAACUUAGAAAGACCAGACCCUACAGGAAGUGACACCCCUGUAGCAGCGACCGCAUGCACAAGCUCACCAGGGGUAGAUGAGUGUUUUGGUAAAGGAUCUGUAAGGGUUGUGACCCGGAACUAUUCAGACUUAGACUCUUCAAGCGUUCCAGCCCUCCCGGCAGCCAUGUUGUCCUCCACCGUGGUGUCGGUGCUCGCCCCAAACUGGGCCACACGCCGACGACAGAAGAAAGCUGAACAGGAAGCCCAGGGCAGCCAACAGGAAGUGAUUGAGGGGGGAAGGCUUUCGUCGUUGCGAAACACCCGGGAGGUAACCUCUAAAACUAUGAGAGAGCCAGCGGGAGAGAGGGGGGAUACGCCUGGUUCCCCAUCCCAGUGGAGGGCUCCUUCUCUGGGUCGCGGUGGAACACAGAGCGGUCACGGUGAUAGUACCCGCCCUGUCUCUCCCAUCUCCUCUUCCAUGGUAUCACGAACUGCCGCCUUACCCCUCUCUCGAGAACAGCAUGCACAACAGGGGAUAUCCCAGGCAGGUCGUUAUGGAGACCAACUGUCAUUUCUGAGCUCUAAACCGAAAACUAGUAGCCUGCUUCUUUCUCUUAGAAGGGUCAAUUCUGCUAGCCCCUCCCACUCAAAGACAGCCCCUCCCACUCUGUCCAGGUCAAUCAAUGACAGAGCAGCAGGGUCAUCUAUACCACAGUCCUCUUCAGCCUCAACCAAUGACAGCGAACGAGAGAGGUCAAAGUCCCUCCUUUCGUCAUCUUCCACCCCUUACAGGACAAAAGAGAGGUCCUGGCCCCACCAUCUAUCAACAUCCCCCAAUCAGAAAGAAGCAGACACAUCUACGUCACACCUUUUUUCAACCUCACCCAAUCACCAGGAACCUGAGGCUGCCUCCUUCUCCAACCCCUCCAUGACCUCUAGAGUGUACCCCACCCCUUCCUACUUCCCUAAACACACCACUCUUUCCAGCGGCCUGAAGAUGCUGUCCUCCACAGAACUAGAACUGACCAAAGAGGAUAACAUCACUUCUUCCAGAGUGUCAGACUUCCUGACGAGACCCCUUCCCUGGGGCACCCAGCUUGACUCCUCUUCCUGGAGCAAGAAUGUGACCAAGGACCAGAGUUUUUGUAGCUCAAGCUCUCCUCUUCGCCCCACAAACAAUCUCAACAACAAGAUAAGAGAUAACACAAACAAUAUGUUCCCUUCCUCAGACUCUUCUAAUAAGACUGUGCAAGGAAUACAAGCCAAUAUCAACUCAACCUGGAAACCUCAAAACACCAACAACACAAACAACAACUACUUGAGUCAGUUAGGUCAUCAUGGAAACCUCAGUAAGUUCCCAGACUUGUGUGCUAACACCCCACCGCUCAGCCUAACUGUGACUCCUCAGGAGCCUGGGGACCAGCACACACACGCCUCACACACUCACACCUCUCCCACACAGCCCACAGACACCCUCCCCUCACACACACACACUCUGUUUCAGAGUCACCAGGAUCUCAGUCCUACAGACGACCCAGGCGAGACGCAGGUCCAGAAGCCUCGCAGUCUGUCUAGUGUUUACUACAACACUAGGAUGAGCAGUGCUCUGAGACCCACCACAUUCAGCAGUUCCACCAUGGACCUGAGCAGAACAGAACCAGGCCUGGACCGUGGGCACAGUGGAGAACAUCUCACUCAGCUCCGCUCACACAACCCUGGAUCCUUAUUCUCCUCCUCCCCUGCCUCCUCCUCCUCUCCCCCAGUCCCCUCCAGCUACACCCCCCGACCCUGCAGUUUCAGCCCCUUCUCCUCGGGACCUGUCUCAACAACCCUCUGCUCCACCGACCCUUCACCUUCCCCUAGCUACUCUUCCUCCUCCACCCCUCAGCCCCUCCUUCCUUACCAUACCACCUCUAACAAGCUCUCAAAAGCAACACCUGCCACCACGCCCACAAACACUAAUACCACUUCUCAGCCUUUCUCUCCCAACAACUCCCACACGCCCUCCCUCUCACCUAACACUUCCCAUACACCCAACUCCCCAAGCCCCCCUGGCUUCCCACUCUCCCCACACAGCUCUCUUACCCAGGGAAUGAAACUGCGCCCCCCAGUGGAGCCCAGGGAGGUGGCGUCGCGGGCCGCCUGGCAGAACUCAGUGGAGCUGCACGGCGGGGAAACUACCACCAGGGGGCAGCGUUUUCCCCCUGGGAGCCCCCCAGGCCUCACCAGGCCCUUGUCCCCCUCCGGACGUCUCCGGAGCGUAGAGGGCCCAUCCAUCUACGCCUCCCUGCGGUCGGGGGGUCCCUCUUGGGCCACUUCUCCUCGGUCGCCCCCUGCGGCUCGCAGCUCCAGCCUGCCAGUGUGGAGGGGGGGCAGAGAAACACCGCGCCCCUCCCACUCCUUUCCUGACUCAGCAGGGAGGAAGGAGGGAGAGGAGAGAGAGAGGGAGGGAGAGAAAAAAAGGGAGGAAAGAGAGAAAGAGCGGAGGAAGAAGGAACAGAAAGUGUCUGCUGGCAGCUCUUUAAAGUUCACGUUUGACCAUACUGGGAAUGGUGCAAGUGGAACAAUACCACAGAGAAAGUUCUCAAAGGAGAACACUUCUUCCUCUCCCUCCAAUGCUCCUCUCUCCCUCCAGUCAGACUUUGGCAGCAGGUCCAGCAAGUUCAGCCCCCCUCCCUACCAAACACUCAAGGCUAACUCCCCAACUCGCACAUCCCCAACCUCACCAACCACUUACCUCUCUAAAUCACCCUCUAAAUCCCUCUCCCCCUCCCCACACUACACUUUCCCCAUCUCUCCCCCAAUCUCCCCCUACUCACCCAUCCUCGCUCACAAGAGGACUAGCUUGUGGGACCUUUCAAAGGACGUUGUCACAGAGAACAAUCGUGCCAACCACAGCAAUAACACUGCCCAGACCGUCCAAGAUUGUGUGGCUCUCCACUCAUUACGCACAGAGACUCAUGUUGAUGACAUCACCAGGCCCUCGCCUACCCCUUUUCUGUCUGCCAAUGUGGACAAACCUCUCCCCCCCUCUGCACGUGUCACCGUCGUGGAGACACUGGUCUACAGGAUUCCUUCCUGUUCCUCCAGCUCCAAAGAUGGCGUCCAACUCAAACACUCCUACUCCGGUCUGCAGGCUCCAUGCACUGUCAUCACCAACUCUGACCCCUUACAGAUAGCACAUCGCAGAGAGUUGACUGGAGGAAUCAGCUGCCAAUCACAGCAGAUUUCAAAUGACAGUAAUGCAUUAGGUCAACAGUGCCCUCCCACUGGUCAGAUUAAAGGUAACGUGUUGGAGCAUACUGACAAAGGAUGGAGAGAGAGAGAGAUUCCUGUUACUGAGAAGAAGAGUGACAGAGAGUGGAGAGAGAGAGACAGUCCCCCUGAAGCCCUGCCCCCCAGCCAGGGCAACAGAAGAGGACUGUUCAGAAAUAAGAGAGAGCGAACGGCUAGUAUCACUCCUGCUGCUACACUAGCUAGAGGGAGAGAGACCGCCCAGACUGAGAGAGAUAAGAGAGAUGUACAAAGAAGAGAGGGGGAGGCGGAGAGAGGAGAGAGGGGAAACGAAAGAGACAAGAGGGGGCUGACCAAGAUGGACCUGAUCCUCCAGCGACUCAAACAGACGUUCAACAUCAAAUGGCCAAACGAUGAGCUCCCAUCGCGACGGAAGAGGACGUCCCCUCCGACCUCUGACCCCAGCGCUACCCCUGGCGCCGAGGUCGCCUCCGAGACGAGCAACAGAGGACGUGGGCAGGGGAGAGAAAUACAGAGAGACAGCAGUAGCUCUCUCCAGCCCUCCUUAGCCCAGGGGAGCAGAGGGGAGGGAGGAGGUGAAGGAGGAAGAGGGGGGGAAUGUGUCCAGACUAACAGAGAAAGGACAGGACCAGACAUUCCCCCAGAGGGAACCGGGACUGGACAUCCACAAGUUGGUGUGUUGAGAGGUCAGGGUGGGGAUCAGAACAGACAAUGGUCCAGCAUGAUAGACCUCAGUCACCCAGAUCCACACAGGAGCCCCCUCUACUCCCCCUCAUCCCCCCUCAGUAGAAAGGAUUGGGGGGGUGACAAUGUGUUCUACAGCCCCACAAUGCAGCCCAGAUGGGGGAGGAAGAAGGCCACCUCCCUCUGUGAGCCAGGGGACGGGGAGAUCAAAGGCCAGGAGUUAGAGGUCAGGGGUCGGGGGGGUGUUCUGGCCUCCUACUCGUCGUACGCGGACCUGAAGUACGGUCUCGCAGCAGGACGCUCAAUCUCUGUGAGUUCUGUUCUGUCCUCCAGACCCUUCGGUCCUGGCCGCAUCUCAACUGGACCAGGCAUGGUCAGUGUCAGCAACCUCACUGACCCUGAUGAUGCCGCUGCUACGUCUGGAGGGGUCGCUGCCUGGGUGGAUCACAGCAGCGCCAGCAAAGGGGAUUGGUUAAUGUCCAAUAGGAGUGGGUUCCGAUCACUGCCUAGAUACAGCACCAGGGGCUUAGAGGUUACCUCCCCAGGCCAGGUGCGCUCCACCAGCCUGGACACCUCGCACUUCCUGUGGGUCUCAGAGGGUCCCCCAACCCCCCCUCUGACUCCUCCCUCCAGACGGAUGUCCCGCUCCCCCAGCACUUCUCCCUCCUCCCCCCCCUGCUCGGCAGGUGGCAGGGUGUCACCAGACAGCCAGGCCUCUAGGGGGCACCUGCCCUCCAGGGGUUAUGUAUCCAGCCUCUCAGCCUUCGAGGAGUCGGAUGCAGACUCGGAUGCCAGCUCUGACACCACCACUGACGACGAGUACUACCUAGGAGACGGGGACGCUGAGAAGGAGACAGAACUGUGAACUGCUCUCCUUGUCUCCUUUCCUAGUCCCUUUUUCUUAAAUUAGAAAGUAAAGAAAGAGAAAUGACUGAUGCACGCUUGUUAAGCUUGAAAAAAUAUCAAUAGGAAGACGACACAAAACUGUAACAGAACCAACCAUUUAAGUAAACAUGCCUGGUGGUACUGGUUAAAAGUUGGGACUAUGAUAACUAGCCGAUCCAUACAGAGAGCCUUCUUGAGAGACACUUUAGGUGAGUUAAAUGUUACUAAACAGGUUAAAUUAAACGUUAAAUGGAAAACCUUGGUGCCACCAACUUCAUCAGUAUACUUUUAUCGGCUGACAUGUCGUAAUUGACUAUAACGUUUCUGUAUAUUAGUGAAAAUCCAAUAGUAGUUCCCCCUGAAUGCUAAUGUAGGGUAACAUGAUCUGAGGUUUCUGGCUCUCAGGGAUAAACACUUCUCCUGUCAGCUCUUGUCUUUGAAGCAGCUCCAGAAAUAUGUAUUGUGCAAUGUCUGUUCUUAAAGAAAAACAAUAUUGGUGAUAAUUCAUAUUUCACUGCUUUAUAAAAGUGAGUCAGUUGGUUUACUGAGGAUGUUUUACAGGCGAUUUGAGAAUAAACAUAAGCAUAUAGCCUACA